Molecule: messenger RNA, 492 nt
Organism: Zymoseptoria tritici IPO323
Lineage: Eukaryota; Fungi; Ascomycota; Dothideomycetes; Mycosphaerellales; Mycosphaerellaceae
Exons: 2
Coding region: 1-492 (163 amino acids)
Source: RefSeq, a predicted model, not a curated record
AUGGUCGUAAUCAACUGCGCUUACACUGAGCAAAUCAAUCCCGCCGGAGCCACUCCGGUCCUGACCCGCGACCAAGUCUGGAACGGCCUCCAGAGGAAGAUUCGCAAGGCGCAAGAUUUUGUUCCGAUUAUUACUGGAUGCGACGUGCUGGAAGAGAGUGAGAACGAAGUCACAAGGGAGGCACACUUCAAGGAGAGACCGGGAUACCCGGCGCAUAGCGUGAAGGAAGUUUGCAAGAGCUACUUUCCGACCAGGGUCGACUUCUGGCAACCGAAUGGUGCGCUGAUCACGAACACCGUGUCGUACGGGCCAUCGCUGGAGGAGGGGGAUAUGAAUAUGACGUAUACAUUUGAAUGGAGGCAUGAGGAUGUGAAGGAGGGUAGCGAAGAGCACAAGAAAGUCGCGAAGUACAGUAUCGAAGGUGCGAAGAUGGCUGUGCACAACUCGAUCGAGGCAAUGAGGAAGAUGGCUGGAGCUGGAGAGCUGGACUAG